GAAACAAUUAAUAAAUGUAUUGGGUUCUACUCUUCCAUUAAAAUUUAAUGAUACUUACGAUUCUAAACGGUCACGCCAAUAUAAUAUAGUGACUGAAGAAUCUUUGAAAAUUAAACCUGCGCAUCCUUUAGAAUUCUUAUUUGGUAACUGGAAAGGAAAAGGAAAUGGCCAUUUCGAAGGAAUCAAGGAUUUUGUAUAUGAAGAAGAGCUGGAUAUAUCUCCUGAUGAAGCAGCAAGAGGAUGGUUGUACUAUAAACAAAAAACGUGGAAUCCCGCGCGAAAUAAUGCCAAUUUUCAUAAUGAAGUUGGGUAUAUUAGAAUGCCAGGAAUGACUGAUAAAGUCGAAUUAGUUUUAGCUCAACCAACCG
Molecule: messenger RNA, 368 nt
Organism: Racocetra persica
Lineage: Eukaryota; Fungi; Glomeromycota; Glomeromycetes; Diversisporales; Gigasporaceae
Source: the annotation of a GenBank genome assembly